Bubalus bubalis (water buffalo) is the source of this 2297-nucleotide messenger RNA. It is a transcript of the gene FTCDNL1, whose product is annotated as formiminotransferase cyclodeaminase N-terminal like. The record is from RefSeq and is a predicted model, not a curated record. The transcript has 11 exons. The coding region runs from base 739 to 1800 and encodes 353 amino acids. Lineage: Eukaryota; Metazoa; Chordata; Mammalia; Artiodactyla; Bovidae. Gene Ontology annotation, molecular function: folic acid binding; transferase activity.
ACUCGGGUUCCCGGAGGGGGCCAUGAGGGGGCGUGGUCCGAGGAAGGACGUUUGUGAUUGGUGGAUUCUGUCCUGGCCGGGAAGUUUGAACGGAAGUCUGGGGAAAGGUCUGAGAAGAGAAAAGGCGAGGGAAUGAGCCCAGAAUCCCCGGCAAAAAGGGUAACAGUUGUGAUACCAGCGCUGCAGCAGGGAGUCGCGUCCAGUAAUGGGGUAGAGUUUGGAGUUAACCUUGCUUCCCUUUCUCUAGGCUCAACUUUUCAGUGAAAAAUUUACACAACCCUACAGGAGCCACUUCUGGAAAAAGUAAUAACUCUCCAUCAUAUGUCUGUAUGAAUUGUGUCAUUUAAGGUGUUUUUUGGUGUGUUUUAAUAAGCUUCUACCAGAACUGGACAUUGAGAGGAAUGAACUUCACAUGAGGGGCAGAAGAAAGGAUGUAGGCAAGGCAGAGUGGCAUAGUUUCUUCUCAACCCUACAAUCAGAAAUGGGCUGGCAAGAAGGGGAAUACAACCACAGGGUGAGGGCAGAAUUAUAUGUGAUAAACUAACACCGAGGGUACUUUUCCAUUCCUGAAGACAGCAAAAGACUUUCAAUCUCAAUGCUAAACUUCUCAUCAGCCUUGCUGCUAUCCGUCUCCUUGUCUUUUUCAAAAAGCAAAUUAUCUCAUGGGAUUGUUGGAAAGGUGAAAAAUAAGGGCUUCACUUCUAUUGUCCUCCAUGGAAAGAAACUUUGGAUACUUAGAUGCUUUUUGGAAACUGGAAGUUAAAGCUAUGGGCAACAAGAAUUUCUGGAAAGAAGAGAAAGAAGAAAAUCACCAUGUCUUCUUGUCGAGUGGGGCUCCGUUUGGCUGCCUGUUUAUUAAACAUUUCAGAAGCCAGAAAAAAGUACAUUGUUGAGAACAUAGUGAAAGCUGCUCUUCUUGAAAGAAAUGGACAGAGACAUCCUGAAGUAUCAGUGCUCAAUAUAUUUUCUGAUCCAGAGUACAAUAGAUCAGUCAUUACAGUAGCAGCUUCUAUUGAUGAGUUAGGCAAUUCUGUUCUGGCUGCCUGCUUGGAAGCCUUCCAGUCUAUUGAUAUGGAGGUUCAGGAGGGGAUCCAUCCUUUCCUGGGAGCAGUGGACCUGAUUCCCAUUUACCCUCUCUCUGGUGUCGGAGUGGAAGAGUGUGGAGCUGUGGCCAGAAGCCUCGCUGAGAAUUUGGUCCUCAGUGUUCCUGGCUGCAGUGUGUUUCUCUUUGGUGAGGCCGAUCUGCCCGAGAAGCGCCCCCUUGUCCAGAGAAGGAAGCAGCUGGGCUGGUUCACCAGGAGGGAUUUCAGCGCUCUUAAACCUGACCUGGGAGCUGCACCUGCCAGAAGAUGUGGUUUGACAGGCAUCGGCGCUAGCCCAUACGUGAUGAACUGCAAUGUUACCAUAGAUUCUCAAGACUUGGCUCUGGGAAAAGAAAUUGCUAGUGCCAUUCGGGGCUCGAAUGUGAAUGGUCUGAAGGGCGUCCAAACGAUGGCUUUUCCUCAUGAAGGGAAAAUUGAGAUAGCUUGCAAUGUAGAGAGUUUUGAAGAUCAAGAAGUUACAGAAACCUCCAAAGGCUCUCAAUACAUGGCUUACAGUGUCCUUGGGGACCAUUUUUAUUAUGUAUCUCCUCAUUACAUAGAAGCUCAAGUUAAAAAAUUGGCAAGUGAUCGAGGAAUUGGUACGAUAGGGAGAGCGUUAAUUGGAUUUACACCCCAAGAGUGCAAGAGCUGUGCUGAAUAUGCAAUAAGAGAAAGUAUUGGGGAGUUCUGGAAGAUACGUGAAGGUGUUUUCAUGUGAGCCAAUCUAAGGUUUCGUUGAAAUUGUAAGAAAAAAAUAUCAGGCAUUGCAAACUUUUCUUAUUGGCAUGUGAAGACAAGAAGAUCCAAGAGCUUGGUUCCAGGUAUGAAUUGGAAAACUAGAAGCCUUCUCUGUCCAACGACAGCAACAGGUAUUUAUAGAUUGUAAUUGCCUUAUGAUAUUUCUAGUCAUCACUGAAACUUUGUGAAAUCUUCCUCUGUAUCAAGUUCAUGCACUUGGGUGUACUAGAAGCCCCCCUGAAUGAGCUGGAUAAAAUGGCCAUAGUUAUGGAAUCAUCUUUGAUUAUCAUGAACUAAACUAAAAAUAGACUCUGUUUAUUUGGUGUUCCUGAGCUCUUUAUUCCAAAGUCCUGUAUUCAACUCUCAUUUUCUGAGUAAUCAUUUUUAUUUUAAUGUGCACUUUUAAAAAUCAAGUACUAAGUAACUAAAUGGGGAGAAUUAUAAACUAAAAUUACCAAAUAAAAGACUAAUCAUGUU